Messenger RNA from Cercocebus atys (sooty mangabey), 1811 nucleotides. It is a transcript of the gene SLC35F4, whose product is annotated as solute carrier family 35, member F4. The record is from RefSeq and is a predicted model, not a curated record. The transcript is spliced from 8 exons. The coding region runs from base 142 to 1599 and encodes 485 amino acids. Gene Ontology annotation, cellular component: membrane. Lineage: Eukaryota; Metazoa; Chordata; Mammalia; Primates; Cercopithecidae.
CCGGGCGGUGGAGUCAGAGCCCGGGCGCGGGAGCACGAGCUGCAACAUCAGCACUAGCGGCGGCGGCACCUGCACCAGCUCCGGGGCCCCGCGCUGCGCUCUCCGCCCCGCGGCACCCGGGGCCGCCGCCCCGCGCUCUCUAUGGAUGUCAAGGCGGCCCCCAAUGGGGUGGCCACUAUCGAGGACCGGAUCCUGCGGAUCACCGGCUACUAUGGCUAUUACCCAGGUUACUCCAGCCAGAAAAGUACCUCCAGAUCAUCAGUCACUCGAUGUAAACCAGGAGCCAACUGCCCCAGUUCACACAGUGGCAUCAGUAGACAACUGUCCCCGCUAUCUGUCACCGAAGAUUCCUCUGCUCCUAUUCUUGAACUUCAGAACCGAGGAUCCUCAGGAGUUUGUGGACACAGAGUUGAGAGACAGAACAGAUCAGCAGACGAUGGGACACAGACUCAUUCUGAGAACAGCAGCCAAGAAAACAGAAUCAAGGCUCGCUGCCUGUCCUGCACGUCCAUGGUUCUGAAGGGCAUCUGGGGACUCUUGAUCAUCUUGUCAGUAUCAUCGUCUUGGGUUGGAACUACACAGAUUGUAAAAAUUACUUAUAAGAACUUCUAUUGCCCAUUUUUCAUGACUUGGUUUUCAACAAACUGGAACAUUAUGUUUUUCCCAGUCUAUUAUUCUGGUCAUCUAGCCACUGCUCAAGAAAAGCAAUCUCCAAUGAAAAAAUUCAGGGAAUGCAGUCGGAUUUUUGGUGAAGAUGGUCUGACGUUGAAGCUCUUUCUUAAAAGAACUGCUCCCUUUUCUAUUCUAUGGACUUUGACUAAUUACCUUUAUUUACUGGCUUUAAAGAAGCUGACGGCCACUGAUGUCUCCGCUCUGUUCUGUUGUAACAAAGCCUUUGUCUUCUUGCUGUCGUGGAUUGUGCUGAAAGACAGGUUCAUGGGAGUGAGGAUAGUUGCUGCAAUAAUGGCAAUUACCGGCAUUGUCAUGAUGGCGUAUGCAGAUAAUUUCCACGCUGAUUCCAUCGUAGGAGUGGCAUUUGCAGUGGGCUCAGCCUCUACAUCUGCAUUAUAUAAGGUCUUGUUUAAAAUGUUUCUUGGAAGUGCCAACUUUGGGGAAGCCGCACACUUUGUCUCCACCUUGGGUUUCUUCAAUUUGAUCUUCAUCUCCUUCACCCCAGUCAUCUUGUAUUUCACCAAGGUGGAGCACUGGUCCUCUUUUGCAGCUCUGCCGUGGGGCUGUCUCUGUGGGAUGGCAGGGCUGUGGCUGGCCUUCAACAUCCUGGUGAAUGUUGGGGUGGUGCUGACAUACCCAAUCCUAAUCUCCAUUGGGACAGUGCUCAGCGUUCCUGGAAAUGCAGCUGUGGAUCUCCUAAAGCAGGAGGUGAUAUUCAAUGUCGUCCGCCUGGCUGCUACCAUCAUCAUCUGCAUUGGGUUUCUGCUGAUGCUGUUGCCUGAAGAAUGGGAUGAAAUCACCCUGAGGUUCAUCAACAGCCUGAAGGAAAAGAAGAGUGAGGAGCAUGUGGAUGAUGUGACUGAUCCCAGCGUACACCUGCGAGGCAGAGGCAGAGCCAACGGGACAGUGUCUAUACCACUGGCUUAGAGAGGGACACAUUUUGAAUGCACGUGUAUGUAUAUUCUGUGAAUAUAACAAAAUUUUCUCACUACCUGUACACUCAAAUGACAGUAUUAACUCUGAAUUUGGAUAAAUCAUAUGUGAAAUAAUGCCAACAAUAAAAGUUUACAUUUAUAUGCUUAUCAAGGAAUUGGUGUAAAUAAUCAUACUAGUUUUUUUAUUAAAACACAUUUGUCCUU